AUGACGGAAUUUGACAUGGCUCCAUUGAGCACCGCGCUCGAUGAUGUGGCAAACAACCAGGCCAACAAAGAGAACGACGCGUCCAACAUCGCCCGCGCCAAGGGGUGGGUGGCCCCAGAAAGCUAUGACUAUGGAAAGUAUACUACUACAGGCCCAACUACUGAGCAGCCUACUGGUAACGCAGCCGGGAACGAUAUCCCUGAGUGGGCGGCAAAUGCAGCCAAGUACGAAUGGAAGGACGAGUAUGGUGAUGUUGGCCCGGAGAUACCUGAGCUCGAAGAAAUGCUGUUUCGAAGCGAGUUCAUCAACCGAGCUGGUCUCAAGAUUGGAAAUUUGCAAAAGAUUGAGGUUGUUGCCGAGAGUCGUGAGAGACCCAAUCCUGUAAGAGACUUUGAUGACGCUGGCCUGCAUCCGAUAAUGCGCAAGAACAUUGAGCUUUGUCACUAUGCACAUCCAACGCCCAUCCAGGCGUAUUCAAUUCCAGCUGUUCUCACUGGCCAUGACCUGAUUGCAAUUGCUCAGACUGGAUCUGGGAAAACUGCGGCUUUUCUCAUCCCGGUCCUCUCUCAGCUGAUGGGCAAGGCUAAGAAGCUCGCCGCUCCUCGCCCUAACGUGGCGGCGCCUGGUUACAAUUCCCAUGCAGAUGGAGUUCGAGCCGAGCCUUUGGUCCUUAUUGUCGCACCAACUCGUGAGCUCGCAACCCAAAUCUUUGACGAGGCACGGCGCUUGUGUUAUCGAUCUAUGUUGCGUCCUUGUGUGGUCUAUGGCGGUGCGCCAUCUAAGAACCAGAAAGAAGAGCUGCGGCGUGGCUGCGAUAUCCUUAUUGCGACUCCCGGAAGACUCCUUGACUUCAUGGACCAGCCUCAUUUGCUUUCACUGCAGCGCACUAACAUAAAAUACAGGUACACUAUCAUUGACGAAGCUGAUGAGCUCCUCCAAUCUGACUGGGAGUCGGACUUCAACAAAAUCAUGUCGGGAGGAGAUGUGAACGAGGAUGCCGAUCAUCGUUACAUGAUGUUUUCUGCAACCUUCAACAAGGCUUGCCGUGAGUUGGCUCGCAAGUAUCUUGCAGAUGAUCAUGUUCGCAUUCGUGUUGGUCGUCCUGGAAGCACUCACAUCAAUGUGCAGCAGAAUAUCAUAUUCACCGAACAGCAUAUGAAGAAGCAGUGCCUCUACGACCUUCUACUCUCGAUGCCUCCAUCCCGGACUCUGGUGUUCGUCAAUUCCAAGCCCAAUGCCGACCAUUUGGAUGACUAUUUGUUCAAUAUGGGCCUGCCAAGCACAUCGAUUCAUGCUGAUCGCACUCAGCGUGAGCGCGAAGAUGCCUUGCGUGCUUUCCGCACGGCCAAGUGUCCAAUUUUGGUGGCAACCGGAGUCUCUGCUCGUGGUCUUGAUAUCAAGAAUGUCAUGCAUGUCAUCAACUUUGACCUGCCUCGGGCUCAUCACGGUGGGAUUACAGAGUACAUUCAUCGUAUUGGCCGCACUGCCCGCAUUGGUAACGAAGGCUUGGCGUCCUCAUUCUACAAUGACAGCGAUUCGGAUCUGGCGACUGAUCUUGUCAACGUUCUUCUUGAAAGCGGCCAGAAAAUCCCUGACUUCCUCGAAUCCUACAAGCCCGCGGAUGAUAGAAUUGACUUUCAGGACGAUACUGAUGAUGAAGACAAUGGUGACGGCAACGCUGGUGACGACGCUGGCAACGGCUGGCACGGUUUUGACAUGGGUGACAACGAUGCUGGCAAUGAUAUUGAGGUAUCCAACAUUAACUGGGAUUAGUACUAGAGCUCUGACUUGUCUAGUUGACUGAAGCAUUAACCCCUGACAUCUCGAUUCUGGGUCGAGAAUCGACGAGGCAUGGAGUAGAACCUUUGGUUCAACGGACUUUGCUGUUGUACUCAGAACUCUUUUUCCUUUCCUCUACUUGAAUUGCAGUCUCACUGGACCAAGCGUUUCCUGAUGUUGAUCGAUGAGUUAAUACCUCCG
Molecule: messenger RNA, 1980 nt
Organism: Aspergillus saccharolyticus JOP 1030-1
Lineage: Eukaryota; Fungi; Ascomycota; Eurotiomycetes; Eurotiales; Aspergillaceae
Product: DEAD/DEAH box helicase
Exons: 9
Coding region: 1-1773 (590 amino acids)
Cellular component (GO): nucleus
Molecular function (GO): RNA helicase activity; ATP binding; RNA binding
Source: RefSeq, a predicted model, not a curated record